Phialemonium atrogriseum is the source of this 891-nucleotide messenger RNA. RefSeq lists its product as uncharacterized. The record is from RefSeq and is a predicted model, not a curated record. NCBI's taxonomy places the organism in Eukaryota, Fungi, Ascomycota, Sordariomycetes, Cephalothecales, Cephalothecaceae. The transcript has 2 exons. The coding region runs from base 1 to 891 and encodes 296 amino acids.
AUGGACUGCGUCGCGAUGUUCACCAGCGGGAAGCCCAAGCGGCUCGCUUUCGUGAGCUCCACCUCGGCCCUCGACAUCGACCACUACGUCCAGACGGACGACCUCGAAGGCAGCCGCGAGGGCCUCGCCACCGGUUACAGGCAAUCCAAGUGGGCCAGCGAGUACAUCGUCCGCGAGGCCGGCAAACGCGGCCUGACCGGCGCCAUCACCCGGCCAGGCUACGUCACAGGCAACCCAGAGUCCAGCAUCUCCGUCACGGACGACUUCCUCGUCUGCCUCUGGAAGGGCUGCCUGCAGGUGGCGGCCGGCCCGGCCCUCGCCAACAUGGCCAACCAGGUGCCCGUCACGCGGGUCAGCCGCAUCGUCGUGGUCUCAGCGCUGCACCCACCGCCGCCGCCAGCGGGCGCGUACGCGAUCGGGGUCGCGCAAGUGACGAGCCACCCGCGCCUCACCAUGGACCAGUGGGCGGGCGCGCUCGAGGCGUACGGAUACGUCGCGCCCCGCGUCCCCUACGCAGAGUGGUCGGCGAGGCUGGCGGCGUAUGUUUCUAACGAUGACGGAGGCGCGGCCGCUGGUAAGCUGCCGCCGUUCCACUUCGUCACGAGCGACUUACCCGCCGGCACGGUGGCGCCUGAGCUCGACGACGCGAACACCGCGGCGGCGCCACGCGCUUACUGCGGACAGACCGAUGUUAGUCACGACCCGAUAACCGAGAGUGCGGUCACGGUGGAGACGAUCGGGAAGCACCUAGCGUACCUCGUCGCUGUGGGGUUCUUGCCGCCACCGCCGGUUAAGGGGAGAGGGAGCUUGGGGUGUCUGAGCUUGGGGCUGAAAGGUUACAGGCGCUGGGGGAGCUUGGAGGCAGGCCUGUGGAGUCGUGAUCGCCUGUAG